AUGGAGAGCCAGAGCAGAGACCCCCCCAGCACGAAGGAAUUUUCCUGGCCCCAGCCGAAUUCCAGCAGCAAUUCCUUGACCCUCCCAGCCGAGCUGGACAACCCCGGCUGCUCCUCCAGCGACUCCGACUACGACGAGGAGGAGCCGCGGAAAUUCCGGGUGUUGAUCAAACCCCUGCAGCCCCAGGAGCCCGCCCAGGCCACCGAGGAGCAGCUCAGGGCCACCGUGGGCCACCUCAGCCUGGGCCCCGCGCUCGGGGGCACCGGCAGGAGGCUGGCGGGACGACAGGUGACAUCCCUGACCCCCAGCGACCCCGAGGGGACCCUGCCAGGGGGUGACAGCGGGGGGAGGGGUCUCCCUGCAGCGCAGCUGGACAGCGGCCCCGUGAAGCCCCCCCAGGACCCCCAGGACCCCCGGGACCCCCGGGACCCCCCAGACUCAGCCGCUCUCUUUGGGCCCCCCCUGGAAUCAGCGUUCGAGGAAUUCCCGGCCCCUCGCUCCUGCUCGUCGCCUUCCUCCUCCUCCUCCUCCUCCUCCUGCUCGCCAGAGAACGUUCCAGACUCGGGGCUGGACUCGCCCUCGCACCCCCAGCCCGGACCCUCCCCGGAUUCCCGGCCCUGGACCCCCCAAGGGGACCCCAAAAAUUCAUCCCGGCCCUGGACCCCCCAGCCCGACCCCCCAAACCCCUCCAGGAAGCCCCCAGACCCCUCCUGGACCCCCCAAGGGGACCCCAAAAAUCCCUCCCGGCCCUGGACCCCCCAGGGGGACCCCCCAGACCCCCCCAAUUUUGCCCCUUUUGGCGCUGCCGAGGGGCUCUGGGUGGUCCCGGGGGGGGUCUCGGGGGUCUCGGGGGUCGCCCCCCCCCGGUCCCGCAGCCGCUGUCCCACCGACCCCCCCCCCUCCCCCUCCCCGGACCCUUUUGGGGACCCCCCGGUGUGGGGGGAGCCCCCCCCGGCUCCUUCCUCCCGCUCCUCCUCCUCGUCCUCUCCCGCGCCCCCGAGCGGGCGGGGGUCGUGCAGCCCCUCCCCCUCCCCGUGGGGGUGUCCCGGGCCGGGGUCGGGGGAGGGGGGAGCGGCGGGGGAGGCGCAGCCGGAGCCGGAGCCCCCCUGGCCCAGCGCUGCCCCCCGGGACGUUCCUGUCGUGGCCCCCCCGCGCCGCUGCCGCUCCAGGCGGGCCGGGCCGGGCAGCAACAGCGACCUGUCCCGCUCUCUGAGCCCCUCGCCCUCCUGGAGCUGCGGCCCCUCUCACUCGGCCCCCGCCAGCCUGAGCGAGCGCGGCUUCUUCAGCGCGGCCCCGCCGGCGCUCGGGCUAUCCCGAGGUCCCAGCCCGGUGGUGCUGGGCUCGCAGGACGCGCUGCCCGUGGCCACCGCAUUCACCGAGUACGUGCACGCCUAUUUCAAAGGACGCGACGCCGACAGCUGCCUGGUGAAGGUGACGGGGGAGCUGACGAUGUCGUUCCCCGCGGGGAUCGUGCGGGUGUUCGGGGCCAGCGCGGCGCCGCCGGUGCUGAGCUUCAGACUCCUGAACGCGGCGGGCAUCGAGCAGUUCCUGCCCAACAGCGAGCUGCUCUACAGCGACCCCUCGCAGAGCGACCCCAGCACCAAGGAUUUCUGGCUGAACAUGGGGGCGCUGAGCGCGCAGCUGCAGCGCCAGGCGGAGCAGAGCCCCGGCGCGCCCUACUACAACGUGGUGCUGCUCAAGUACCAGUUCUCGCGGCUGGGGCCCGGCUCGGCCCCGCUGCGCCUGGCCGUGAGCUGGGACUGCUCUCCCGGGUGCACCCGGGUCACGGUGGAGUACGGCUACAACGGGGCCGCGCUGGCGCUGCCCGCGCCCCUCGCCAACGUCACCGUGCUGCUGCCCCUGGAGGAGCCCCUGGGCAACCUGCGGCUGCAGCCCGCGGCCACCUGGAACCUGGAGGAGAAGCGGCUGCUCUGGAAGCUGCUCGAUGUGCCCGGAGCGCCGGGCCAGGCGGGCUCGGGCCGGCUCUCUGCCAGCUGGGAGCCGCUCGGGGGUCGCAGCAAGCCCAGCCCGGUGGCGGCGCAGUUCAGCGGCGAGGGGAGCACGCUGAGCGGGCUGGAGCUGCAGCUGCCCGGGGCGGCGUACAGGGUGUCACUGCUCAAAAAGAGAUUCGCUACAGGGAUUUACCUGGCGGGGUCCUGAGCGGCUCCGGGACCCCCGCCCCGAAUUUGGGAAUUUGGAAACACUGGAUGGAGCUGGGGGAGGGGAGGGGGCGCUGUCCCCUCCCCCCUGUCGCUGUCC
Messenger RNA from Catharus ustulatus (Swainson's thrush), 2259 nucleotides. Its product is annotated as F-BAR domain only protein 1-like. The record is from RefSeq and is a predicted model, not a curated record. The coding region runs from base 1 to 2160 and encodes 719 amino acids. The transcript is spliced from 17 exons. Lineage: Eukaryota; Metazoa; Chordata; Aves; Passeriformes; Turdidae. Gene Ontology annotation, biological process: clathrin-dependent endocytosis; clathrin coat assembly. Gene Ontology annotation, cellular component: clathrin-coated pit; cytoplasm; plasma membrane.